CCGCGUGACUUCACAAGGUCCAUUUUCACGAAGACCACUGACGCAGCAAGGCCUCCGUCUGACAUUCGACAGACAUUACUCAGUUGCUAAAAGACCUUUACAUAAGCUGUUAAGAUGUCCUGGGAUUCCUACAUAGACAAUCUAAUCGGACAAACAAAGGACAGCGCCGGAAGUGCGCAUGUUGACAAGGCGUGUAUCAUUGGAUUGGACGGCGGGGCUCCAUGGACGACGAACGCACAUACAAACGCCUUUAACAUGGCUCCGGAUGAGUGUGCUAAAAUUGCCAAGGCUUUCAAAUCCAAGGAUUUCUCACCAUUCAUGGCAAGUGGAAUACACGCGGAAGGAACAAAGUAUCAAUUUUUGAGAGAAGAGGACGGUAAACUCGUUCUGGCGAAAAAGAAAGACCAAGGAGCUAUUUCAUUACAGGCUUCUAAAACUGCUAUUGUCAUCGCUCAUUGUAAGGAGGGCUGUCAACAAGGUAACGCCAACAAAGGGGUGGCAAUCAUUGCAGAGUACCUUGAAUCUCUGGGCAUGUGACGUCAUAGAACUCAUGCAUAGACUCCUUCAUGGCGGAGAAAAAUAGGGAUGAAAUGGGAAGCGAAAAUGUCAGUUAUGGAUUUUCUUUAACACAAACUCUAGAUUAUCACACGGAACAUUAUAUCUAAAAUCAAGUAUGCGAUUGGACAACAUUAUCACGUGAUAUAAACAUGCUGAUCCAGAAAUGAAGAGACAUCAAUAAAUUUAUGUCAUUGAAUAACAAGACAUUAAGUCAAUCGAAUUCUGUGUCGAAAAGUGAUUAAACGAAAUCCUUCAAUUUUUUACCAGUGAAAUGUCCAGUUAACAGGUCCAGGAUUAAUUAGAGAUAUUCGAUACAGGGUCCAUUGUAUAUGUGAUUUGAAAAGCAUGUAGAGUUUACCGAUUCCAUUUAACAUUUUGUUACGAAUUAAGCAUCCGUAUAGAUGAAAAAGGGAAAUGUGAGAAAUAAAAAACAUUUAAAUUCCAAAUCUUCUCAACUGUAAAGAACCUCGCCGUGUAAGGAAUAUUUCAAGGAUGUGUGAUACUUUUAGCUCACCUACACUGAUGUCAUGUUAAGUCAACAUUAGUUAGAAAACCAAUAUGUACAUAGAAAUGUCUUGUAAACGUAUGGUGCAAUCAUUUAGCGGUAUCUUAUAAGGUAAUAAUAAUGAAGUAAAAUAAACUGUAACAACAUAAAUCACAUUCGAAAUGUAUUAUACAGAUCUAUGUUGAAUUAUAUAUGAAAUCCUGUGUAAACGAAUCUAUAUUUAGUAACGAACACAUGGCCUGUGGAGCUUGACGUUUUACUACAAACGCUAUGUUUUCUUAGGACAUGUGACUUCCGAGUUCAUUAAUCAUUCCUCCAUUAUUGUAUGAGCAGGGUGCAUGUAAUACACACUUUAUUGAACCUUUUGUAAUCAAUAUUGAAAUGUUCAAAUGACACCCCAGCAAAUUCCGACGAAAAUCGUUGCGUUUUCGUAACAUAUCGGAAUUUCCCGAAGUUAGAAAACAUUUCUACAAUAUGUUGCAUGGGCUAUUUUAAAAAUAGAUUUGUAUGGGACAUUUAUUCGCUUCUAAUGGUAAAUAUAAAAAGACGAUGUAUGCAUGAGUUAGCGCGUGCAUCUGCUGUUCAGUGGUGUGCAGAGGUUCAGUGGUCACGGUCAAGGUCAUUUAUUUGAAUGUAGAGCAUACGGUAAACAGCGAUAAGUUUUGCUUUCAAAAAUAAAUACAAUGGACGGAAGGUAA
This is a messenger RNA of Ylistrum balloti, 1761 nucleotides long. Its product is annotated as profilin-like. Gene Ontology annotation, cellular component: cell cortex. Lineage: Eukaryota; Metazoa; Mollusca; Bivalvia; Pectinida; Pectinidae. The transcript has 2 exons. The record is from RefSeq and is a predicted model, not a curated record. Gene Ontology annotation, molecular function: actin monomer binding. The coding region runs from base 115 to 537 and encodes 140 amino acids.